Aspergillus calidoustus is the source of this 2070-nucleotide messenger RNA. The record is from the annotation of a GenBank genome assembly. Lineage: Eukaryota; Fungi; Ascomycota; Eurotiomycetes; Eurotiales; Aspergillaceae.
AUGGAGAACCCGCAGCCCCGUCGAUGGCCAUCCAGAAGCGUCCGCUCGUCGAUGAACAGUCGGGAAGCCGCGAGAACUCGCAUAGCAUGCACUGCUUGUCGUGAGCGCAAAAUCAAGUGCUCAGGGGAGCAGCCGUGCCGGUACUGUACGAAGCGGAAUUUGGAAUGUGUUGUUCCUGAAAAUAGCAAGCGCAAGCUCUACUCCGUCGCAUACGUUCAAGACUUGGAAAGGAGAGUAUUCUCUCAAGGAUCGAGUAGGCGAGAAAACGGACGGGUCACCCCUGCCGUAUCUUGGCAAGAGGAAACCGGGGAGAUCUACAAUGGUCCAGAACCUAGCACCCAUAUCAAUCGUGAAGGCGUUGGGUCAAGUUCAAACGAUAGAGUAGUCGCGAGCGAAACCAUCGAGACAGAUAUGGUCAUGUCUUCAAGUUCAGCCUUUAGCUCUCACAUCAAGGCUAUCUCUGCUGUCAGAUCUAUAGGAGGCCGGCCUAUAGGGCGAUCCUCAAAAACAGCAGAUAACGCGUACGAGCUGCCGCUGCCAUUAAGAGGUCGAAUCGGCGCCCCUUCCAUUGAGAACUGGCCGACCGAGGAGGAAUCACGGGAGCUUGUGAAUACCAUCGCGAACUCUAUUGGACACAUACAGCACUUAUUCGACCCAAGGUCAUUCUUUGACCGUCUGUCCAUCAUCUAUGACCGUGACGACUUCAUUGCGUGGGAAAACGACGCGGCGACUGUUGAGAUACUGAUGGUUUUUGCGGUUGGGAAGCUUUUACGAGGCCAGAUGGACGACAAUGAAACUUUCCCAGGGUUUAGCUGCUUUACUGAAGCCAUGAAAUAUACUGCAAGCUUGUGCUAUAUGCGUUCGGCCGGGAUACUUGGAAUAGAGGUCAUGGGCUUGAUAGCUUUCUACCUACAGUGUGCCGACCGAAAAGAGGACGCCUAUAUCUAUGCGGGCAUGGGUCUACGCAUCGCGAUCUCGAUGGGUCUCCAUAGAGAGAAUAGUGCGUCGCUAAGCCGAUCGGAGAGAGUCCACUGCAAUCGCCUUUGGUGGACAAUAUACAUGCAAGAGAGAAGGCUUGCGGCGGCAACUGGAAACCCUCCAGGUAUUCAAGAUGAAGCAAUUCGAGUCGGUUACCCAGAUGACGUCCCAGGGUUUACACAUCCAGCUGCACUAAACGUUAAUAUUAGCAUUGCGAAGGCCACUGGACAAAUAUUACAAGUGAUUUACGGUCACAAAGUGCAGACAGAGAGGAGCUUUAUCAAAGGCGUCCAGGGAAUCCUAGUCUCCCUGCAUCAAAUAUCUAGCAGCAUCCCCAAUGAACUUGAGCUAGAUUUCUCCGAAAAGCCUCUCAGCGUCACACGCGCAAAAGCUACCCUCUAUUUGAUGCUUUACCAGGCUAUUAUGCUCGCUACGCGUCCAACGCUCCUCUACUUAGCCGGCAAGGUCGCAAAGGGUCAAGGUGAACAGGAGCUUUUGCUUCAACCUUUACAUCAAUUUGCGACAACCUGCAUUGAUUCGGCGCAGCGGAGUCUAGCAAUUCUGUGCGCAUUGAGAAGCCAACAGCUUCUAGCGAACUUUGGAUUCUUCGACUUGGAUGCCAUAUUUUCCGUCGCCUUUGUCUUUGUCCUAGCAGGGACAAUAUACCCGGGCAAGGGAUCGUAUAGCCGCGAUAUUCAUCUCACGCUCGACCUGCUCAACCACCUAAGUCUCAAUGGCAACAAAGCAGCACGCAAUCGACGAGCUGAUAUUGUGCAAAUGUGCGAUCAUCUUGGAAUAACGAGAGAAGGGCUUGUCGUGGCAUCACAUCAGGGACAACUUUCAUACAAUCUACAUCAAGCCGCAGAGCUGGAACAACCCACCGUCCCUGCAAGAGAAGCAGACCCCUUACUAGACAAUACAACACCCAUCGAUUUUUCGGAACCGGCGCUGCAAUGGGUAAACGGUAUUGACGAAUUAUUGCUGCAGCAGGACCCACAUGACUUCUACUCGCUUUAUUGUAAUGACGCCUUUCCACUCGCGGGCACCGUGGAGACGGAUUGGGAGGCCCUAGAGGCGCAAAUAUUUCACUAA